UUGAAAAGUUGCAAUAACAACAUAAAAACACCUGACUUGAUACAUAUUAUUUUGGGUUUCCACAUUUUGUUGUUAUUAUUGUUAUUCUGAAGUCACCAUGUUUGAAGACUUGACGCCAAUUUGGGGCCUUCUUCUAAUAGGAUGCAUUCAAUUCAAGGUCAUGUACGCGGCCAGUGUUGGUAAUGAAAAUCCUCUGAUUCUAUCCACAAAUGAAUGCCUCCUUACAGAGCCUGUCUAUGGACAUAAAUUCGAUUUUAGUGCCUUACAUUCAGAUUUUGCCCAUCUUACACGCAGCGAUUUGGGUGAUACUUUUGAGUUUAAUAUAUGUGGGAAUAUAACACGUAAUUGCAAUGGCCGCUCUGAUGUUGCUGCUUGUCUCAAGAGAUCCGACCAAAAGGAAUAUGUAUUGGGUACUCAACAUCAAUUGAACUAUCACAAUGGAAAAAUGUAUUUUAGUUUUUCAAACGGUGAAAAAUGUUCCAGUUCUAAUAAAAAAGAUGAAAAUUAUCAGUUGCAUGUAUUUUUAGGUUGCGAUUAUACGUUGGAUAAAAAUCAAUCACGCGUAACGUCAUAUGCUCCUGAUGCAUGUUCAUUUUACAUAACCUUUGAAACGCCGUUGGCCUGUUUGCCAGAACCGGACAGUGUUAAAGGCAACAUUUGUAAUGUGCACGACAGCAGCACGGGUCACACAUUCGACCUUAUGCCACUAAGUGAUAAUAAUUAUAGAACCCUUGAUCGCCAGGGCAAUGUUUUUGUAAUAAAUAUUUGCAAGCCAGUGUUGUACGGUGAAAAUGCCAUGUGUCCAGCAGACAGUAGUGUGUGCUUUUUGAAACUGAAAGAAAUAGACUAUAAAAACAAAUUUAUUAAUUAUGGUACAGCCCAACCUAAACCAGUAUUAGAAAAUGGAAAUUUAAUAAUGCGCCACAUUUCGCCGACACCCUGCAACGCUACAACGAAUUAUUCAUCAACUAUUUAUUUCUAUUGUGAUAAAGAUGUGAAGAAUGCCCAUCCAGAAUUAAUGGGUCUACAUGGUUGUUCAUAUGAAUUUUCAUUCGUUACUCCGUUGGCCUGCAAUGAUUUACCUCCAUGUACUGUCAUUACACAUGACAACGAAAUCAUAAAUAUGAGUUCGUUAAUGGAUAAACCAUUUAAAUUGCAACAGGAUAAUCAGAAUUAUAUAUUCUCAGUAUGUUCAUCGGCAGGUAAUCCUUGCAUGGAAAAUGAUGGAGCUUGUCUAUUUAAUAAUCAAUCGAAUGGUAUGGGUAUUUUCAACACAAAUUUGCGUAUCAAUCAAAUUGGCGCUCCGUAUUUGUUGUAUGAGAAUGGCGUCAUUUGCAAUGAUAAAGAAAAUACAAAAUGGUCAACAAAAAUUGAAUUUGUCUGUGCCAACAAUGGCAGCAAAGGUGGUGGUGGCAAAACUGCCAGUAACAAUAACAAUAGCAACAGUAUGGGUCCAAAAAUAAUUGAAAAUUCCCAUUGUCAACUCUUAAUACACUAUCAAACUGAGUUGGCCUGCCAAGAACAAAUCGAAUGCAAAGCCAAAGUAUAUGUAGAACACUCGGAAGAUGUGUCCGAUAUGGAGGUAAUCGAUUUAACACCACUGAUAAAUACAACCGAUAACUAUGAAGCUGAAAUAGACUCAACUGGAAUUACUGCACAACAAGUGCCCAAAUCGACUAAGUUUUUCUUAAAUGUUUGCCGCCCAUUAGUGCCUAAAAAUGGUUUAGGUUGUGCAGGUGGUACAGCCGUAUGUAUGGGCAAAAUUGAUAGUAAUACCGGUAAGCUGGAAGAAGAACAGAGUCUUGGCUUUCCUUUGGCCUCUUUAGUGGCAGUUAAUCGCACAAAUGCCCAAUUGCGUUAUUUAUUGGGUGAUCCUUGUCCCGAAGACAACAAAAUGCGAUUGUCAUCAAGAAUUGAAUUUUACUGUGAUAUGCGUGCUGGCCGGGGUACACCAAAAUUGCGUAAGUUCGCUGACUGUCAUUAUGAAUUCACAUGGGCAACGAAUGUUAUUUGUCCACCGCACAUGUGCGAUUUCGAUGAGAAAUCAUGUGAAAUUAAAAAUUCUGAACUGGGUGUCAGCUACAAUUUGAAGAAGGCAACCUUUGCCAAUGAGGGUAAAAUAAAGAUUUCAAAGGAUAAACAUGAAUUUACUUUAGACUUCUGUGAUGCAAAUACAGUACACAAGGCUGUUACAGAUUACAGCCAGGGAUUGGUGAAUCUAUUUUUCAUCACUAAUGGUUCUUGCAAUUCAUAUGGAGUUAUCAACGUACAAAUGCGUUUAAUUUGUAGCAGCUCUACGGAAAAUUCAACAUCCUUUAGUGAGUGCAAUCUCUUGUACAUACAAAAAUCACCUGAAAUUUGUGAAUUUCUGGGUCUAGCGAAACCUCCACUAACAGCAUCAACUACCACCACCACAACAACUACUGAAUUAUCUUCGACAACUGAAGCCAAUAAAAAACCAAAUACAAAUGGUGAUUCCAGUAAUAAACAUCCUGCUGAGAGAACAGGAUCUAUAGGAACAAUAUUGGCUACAAUAUUAUCUGUUACAUUCUUUGUGGCCUGUCUGGGAAUGUUUGCAUUUUCACCAGAACGUCGUAAUCGUGUAAGACGUUUAUUUAAUAGAACAGCUAUGUCGGUAUUAUACAGAAGGGUACCCAAUAGCGAGGAAGGUAAUUUAUUACUUAAUCCCAAUGGUGAAUUUACAGAAUCGGAUGACGAAGAUAUGCUGCUUUAAGAGCCAAGUAAAAAUCUGCCAAAAGAAACCUGUAACAAAAGUUUGAAAUAUGACCUUAAACUCCUCUUGCUGAUUAUCUGCCUCUCUACACUGAUUCCAGGAAAGAGGAAUUAUAAAAACAAAAAAUUUAUGUAUUUUUCUAAUAAAUUUUACUAAAUGCUAAGCUUAAAACUAUGAUAAGAACUACAAUAGCUUGUGAACUGAUUUUAAAAUUAUAUUAAAAAACAAGACAAGAUAUUAUGUAAAAAAACCAACUAGCUAAAAAAAACUAUACAACACCAAAGAUUUAUUUAUAUGUAUAUUUAAAUAUAAAAUUAACAAAAAAAAAAAUUAAAUAGAGACAAAUCUAUUUAAAAGAAAGAUAACAAAAACACAAUUUUAUAUACAUUAAAUAUUUAUACUUUUUUUUGAAAUGUUAAAAAAACAAAAAAACGUAUUAAAUGGAUCUUAUUGUAUGUCUAUGAAAUGCAAACAUUUUUAAAAAGAUCAUUUAAUAAAAGAUUUUAAAUUGAUGAUAGAAUAUAUAAAUAAAUAAUCAAGAUGUGGUGGUUAAAAUUUAAUUGUUUAAUGUGCUAUAUUUAAACAAAUUAUAUUUAUAUGUGUACUAUAUAUAACCAGCUUUUAAUCUUUAUGUAUAUUAUGUAAAUAUAAUUUUAUUGUGUUAUUGUCAUAAUAUUUUAUUUAAUAUAUUUACCAAUUAUUUUAAAUGUAUUAUGUUUUUAAAUUAAAAUUUAAAACUGUACUUAAAUAGACUUGAUUUGUACUUAAAUUUUAUUUGAGUUUUUAAUAAAAACACAUGUUAUUACUACUUUCUGAUAUUUAAAAAUACAUAAA
Molecule: messenger RNA, 3568 nt
Organism: Calliphora vicina (urban bluebottle blowfly)
Lineage: Eukaryota; Metazoa; Arthropoda; Insecta; Diptera; Calliphoridae
Gene: Lerp
Product: lysosomal enzyme receptor protein
Exons: 17
Coding region: 98-2734 (878 amino acids)
Biological process (GO): lysosomal transport
Cellular component (GO): plasma membrane; late endosome
Molecular function (GO): insulin-like growth factor binding; D-mannose binding; signaling receptor activity
Source: RefSeq, a predicted model, not a curated record